Molecule: messenger RNA, 3180 nt
Organism: Puma concolor (puma)
Lineage: Eukaryota; Metazoa; Chordata; Mammalia; Carnivora; Felidae
Source: RefSeq, a predicted model, not a curated record
AUGUCUUUAGGUGUUGACAUUCGAGAAAUCAAGGAGAUCCGCCCAGGGAAGACCUCACGGGAUUUUGAUCGCUACCAAGAGGAUCCUGCUUUCCGAACAGACCAGUCACACUGCUUUGUCAUACUGUAUGGGAUGGAGUUCCGCCUGAAGACCCUGAGCCUGCAAGCUACAUCUGAGGAUGAAGUGAACAUGUGGAUCAAGGGGUUAACUUGGCUGAUGGAAGAUACAUUGCAGGCGGCCACACCUCUGCAGAUUGAAAGGUGGCUGAGGAAGCAGUUCUAUUCAGUGGAUCGGAAUCGUGAGGAUCGCCAGAACAGUAGCCAUGUCUCUGAGCAGCUGCUGGAGAACCAGAGGACCCAGGGAGGCCUGCCUUUAGCAGAGCUGGGGGGCAGGCGAGUGGUUCUGGCACAAUUUGUCACCUUCCUGUUCUCCAAAGAGAACAGUGUGUGGAACUCACAGCUGGAUGCAGUGUGCCCAGAAACCAUGAACAACCCCCUCUCCCACUACUGGAUCUCCUCCUCCCACAACACGUACCUGACCGGGGACCAGUUCUCCAGCGAGUCCUCCCUGGAAGCCUACGCUCGCUGCCUGCGGAUGGGCUGUCGCUGCAUUGAGUUGGACUGCUGGGAUGGCCCAGAUGGGAUGCCAGUCAUUUACCAUGGACACACCCUUACCACCAAGAUCAAGUUCUCAGACGUCCUGCACACUAUCAAGGAGCACGCCUUUGUGGCCUCAGAGUACCCGGUCAUCCUGUCCAUUGAGGACCAUUGCAGCAUUGCCCAGCAGAGGAACAUGGCACAGUACUUCAAGAAGGUGCUUGGGGACACACUCCUUACCAAGCCUGUGGACAUCGCUGCCGAUGGACUCCCCUCACCCAACCAGCUCAAGAGGAAGAUCCUUAUCAAGCACAAGAAGCUGGCAGAGGGCAGUGCCUAUGAAGAGGUGCCUACAUCAGUGAUGUACUCCGAGAACGAUAUCAGCAACUCCAUCAAGAAUGGCAUCCUCUACCUGGAGGACCCUGUGAACCACGAGUGGUAUCCCCACUACUUCGUCCUGACCAGCAGCAAAAUCUACUACUCUGAGGAGACGAGCAGUGACCAGGGCAACGAGGAUGAGGAGGAGCCCAAGGAGGCCAGUGGCAGCACAGAGCUGCACUCCAGUGAGAAAUGGUUCCACGGGAAGCUCGGGGCAGGACGGGAUGGGCGGCACAUCGCUGAGCGCCUGCUUACCGAGUACUGCAUCGAGACCGGGGCCCCUGAUGGCUCCUUCCUCGUGCGAGAGAGCGAGACCUUCGUGGGCGACUAUACCCUCUCUUUCUGGCGGAAUGGGAAAGUCCAGCACUGCCGGAUCCACUCUCGGCAGGACGCUGGGGCCCCCAAGUUCUUCUUGACAGACAACCUGGUCUUUGACUCGCUCUAUGACCUCAUCACACACUACCAGCAGGUGCCCCUACGCUGCAACGAAUUUGAGAUGCGCCUCUCAGAGCCAGUCCCGCAGACCAAUGCCCACGAGAGCAAAGAGUGGUACCAUGCCAGCCUGACCAGAGCUCAGGCCGAGCACAUGCUGAUGCGCGUCCCCCGGGAUGGGGCCUUCCUGGUGAGGAAACGGAAUGAGCCCAACUCCUACGCCAUCUCCUUCCGGGCUGAGGGCAAGAUCAAGCAUUGCCGCGUCCAGCAGGAGGGCCAGACGGUGGUCCUGGGCAACUCAGAGUUCGACAGCCUCGUGGACCUCAUCAGCUACUAUGAGAAGCACCCACUGUACCGCAAGAUGAAGCUGCGCUAUCCCAUCAACGAGGAGGCGCUGGAGAAGAUCGGCACAGCUGAGCCAGACUACGGGGCCCUGUAUGAGGGCCGCAACCCAGGCUUCUAUGUGGAGGCGAAUCCUAUGCCGACUUUCAAGUGUGCAGUCAAAGCACUCUUUGACUACAAGGCCCAGAGAGAGGAUGAGCUGACUUUCACUAAGAGCGCCAUCAUCCAGAACGUGGAGAAGCAAGAAGGUGGCUGGUGGCGGGGGGACUAUGGUGGGAAGAAGCAGCUGUGGUUCCCGUCAAACUACGUGGAAGAGAUGGUCAGCCCCGCAGCCCUGGAGCCUGAGAGGGAGCACUUGGACGAGAACAGCCCCUUGGGGGAUUUGCUCCGGGGGGUCUUGGAUGUGCCAGCUUGUCAGAUUGCCAUCCGUCCCGAGGGCAAGAACAACCGGCUGUUCGUCUUCUCCAUCAGUAUGGCUUCCGUGGCGCACUGGUCCCUGGAUGUCGCUGCUGACUCACAAGAGGAGCUGCAGGACUGGGUGAAGAAGAUCCGAGAAGUGGCCCAGACGGCAGACGCCAGGCUCACGGAGGGCAAGAUGAUGGAGCGGAGGAAGAAGAUCGCCCUGGAGCUCUCCGAGCUGGUUGUCUACUGUCGGCCUGUUCCCUUUGAUGAAGAGAAGAUUGGCACAGAACGUGCCUGCUACCGGGACAUGUCGUCCUUCCCGGAAACCAAGGCUGAGAAAUACGUGAACAAGGCCAAAGGCAAGAAGUUUCUCCAGUAUAACCGGCUGCAGCUCUCCCGCAUCUACCCCAAGGGCCAGCGGCUGGACUCCUCCAAUUACGACCCCUUGCCCAUGUGGAUCUGUGGCAGUCAGCUCGUGGCUCUCAACUUCCAGACCCCAGACAAGCCUAUGCAGAUGAACCAGGCCCUCUUCAUGGCCGGUGGCCACUGUGGCUACGUGCUGCAGCCGAGCACCAUGCGGGAUGAGGCCUUUGAUCCCUUUGACAAGAGCAGCCUCCGAGGCCUGGAGCCAUAUGCCAUCUGCAUCGAGAUAGGAAGGCAGCUGCAAGUCUCCACCGUGGGGCUGGGCCCAGAGUGGCGAAAGCCCGAGGCAGGAUACAGAGCCGUGCCUUUGAAGAACAACUACAGUGAGGACCUGGAGCUGGCCUCCCUGCUCAUCAAGAUCGAGGUUUUCCCUGCCAAGGAGAACGGUGACGUCAGUCCCUUCAGUAGUAUGUCUCUGCGCGAGCGGGGCUCCGAUGCCUCGGGUCAGCUGUUCCAUGGCCGGGGCCGGGAAGGUUCCUUUGAAGCCCGCUACCAGCAGCCGUUUGAGGACUUUCGUAUCUCCCAAGAGCAUCUGGCAGACCAUUUUGACAGUCGGGAACGGAGGGCCCCACGAAGGACUCGGGUCAACGGGGACAACCGCCUCUAG